Molecule: messenger RNA, 2011 nt
Organism: Dermatophagoides farinae (American house dust mite)
Lineage: Eukaryota; Metazoa; Arthropoda; Arachnida; Sarcoptiformes; Pyroglyphidae
Product: putative glutamate receptor
Cellular component (GO): membrane
Molecular function (GO): ligand-gated monoatomic ion channel activity
Source: RefSeq, a predicted model, not a curated record
UUCUCUGAUUACUUUUAGACAAAACAACAACAACAACAAUCUUGACAUAUCAAUUUCAAGUUGUUGCAUUCGAUAUAAUUUAUUUCUGGAACUAAGAAAAUUUCUGAAUUCAGUGUUGGAAAAAAACUUUCAAUCAACUUUGACACAUUUGAUAAUGAUGAUAUAUGAUGAUUUGUAAACAUCAACACACAGGAUUAAUUUACAAAUGAUGAUUUUGAUGAUCGGUCGAAUCGAACGGAUCAACUAUGAUAAUAAUAUGAUGGGGGAAAAUUUCAGUAUAUCGAAUAGCUAGACUAUUUUCUUAGAUAAUUUAAAUUACCAUUAUAAACAAAAAUGUAUCAACUUAAGGAUGCCGCCAAUGACUGAUAUGGCGAAAGUCGGUAUUUGAAAAAUUUUUUUUUUUUGGCCUCAAUUUCGUUUUAAUGAAUGAAUGAAUGGAAUCAAUGUAAAUGAAAACGAAAAAGUUCAAAUUGUAUUUGUCUGGUGGGAAGGCUGGAAGAAUUGAUUUUUUUUCAAUUAAUUAAUUAAUUUUUUUGCAAGAUUCAGCAAAAUUAAAUUUGAACUAAAUCUCCGAAAGAAGAAUCCUUGAAGAAAAAACCUUAUCCUUAUUGGAAGAAAAAAAAUGUCUCUACAUUCUUAUUUUCGAUAUCAUCAUUGGUCAUGUAUGAUGAUGAUAUGUUUGUUAGUAAUGAUAAUAUUACCAAACAAACAUGAACGAUUAAUUUUAGCAAAACCUAGUAAUCUACUCAAAGGUGUCAUUAUUCGUAAUUGGCCAUAUGCCGAUCAAUUCGGUCAACAAUAUACAGGUUUUGCUGUCGAUCUACUCGAUUUAAUUGCCGAACGUCUUGGUUUUGAAUAUUGUCUGCAUCAACCAAAUGAUGGUAAAUAUGGUUCAGUGAAUCCGGAUGGAACCGUUACUGGUAUGAUUGGUGAAGUUUAUACAAACGAAGCUGAUUUUGCUACUGGUGAUCUUGAAGUGACUGAAUCACGACGUAAAUAUGUUGAUUUUACCGAACCAUUCAUUGAGAAUCAAUUAUCGGCAAUCAUACGUCGUGAUCUGAAUAGUGAAUUAUUGUCACAAUCGAAUCAACAAAAUCGUACGAAAUAUAUGUCGUUACAAGAUUUGGUUCAAGCUAAUAAUGAAAUUAAAACCACGGAUCCACAACAGCAACAAUCAAAUGGACCAAUAAUUUUCGGUGUAGUACGUAAUAGUGCCAUUUUUGAUUAUCUUUCCCGCAGUCAAAAUCCAACUGCAAGACAGAUUUAUGAAUCAAUUAUGAAUAAUCAGGAUAAAUCAUCAUUAGUCAAUACGGCCAAUGAAGGUGUUGAUCAUGUUUAUCGUAAUCCACGUUAUGCAUUUCUUGUUGAAUCAACAUUUGCCGAAGAUGUUAUCGGACAGAAUUGUAAUCUAACAAUGAUCAUGGACCGACAAUCGAUGUAUCCUAGAAAUUUUGCCAUUGCUUUGGUACGAGGUUCACCAUAUCUUGAACGAUUUAAUCAAGCUAUUCGUGAACUGAAAGCCCGUGGUCAAGUGGAACUUUUACGGCAAAAAUAUUGGACGAAAUUUUGCGAUAAACAAGGACAAAUUCGUGAUGCUGAUAUCGGUAUUCGAUUGCCUAGUCCACCAAGUUCACCACCACAAUCACCGCCAUGGAAUGAUCCAUAUCGUUAUCAACGACCUCGAUGGCCACAACCAUCACCAGGUUAUGAAUCAAGACAAUAUGUCUAUCCAUAUGGUGUGGGCGAUGCUAGAUACAGUCAGCAGCCAGUAACAUUACAAGGUGAUGGUCAACCACAAUCACCAUAUCCACAACAGAACUACCCAGGAAGUUCAUAACAACAACAACAACGAACUGAUCUGAGACAAUAUAGAACAGAAUAUCCACAAGGAUCAUCAUGGUCAUCACAACAACGUCCUGAUUCAAGGCAAGAUCAACAACAACAACAACAAUGAUCAUUAUCAACACAGGAAACUUUGAAUAAAGGAAACAAAAUUACAAUGAUUUUUUUA